Photinus pyralis (common eastern firefly) is the source of this 1805-nucleotide messenger RNA. Its product is annotated as spermine oxidase-like. The record is from RefSeq and is a predicted model, not a curated record. Gene Ontology annotation, molecular function: polyamine oxidase activity. Lineage: Eukaryota; Metazoa; Arthropoda; Insecta; Coleoptera; Lampyridae. The transcript has 3 exons. Bases 111 to 1706 code for a protein of 531 amino acids.
CCACUGUAGGUCCUUAAUCAGGUUCUCUGACAACAACCAAUCGCAAUAUACGUCACUUUGCAACUUUCAAAAUGCUCAUGUGACAUCUAAAUUUGCAGUUUGUUAUCACAAUGUUUAUUUUUAGGGUAUUUCUUAGGAAUAAUUCAAUCAAAAUUUCAAAAACCCAUUUAGAUUGGACAUCGCGCCGUUCAAAAUUGUUCCACACGACAACCCCGAAAAAAGGUGACUGCGGACAAUAUGACGUUUGUACUAUAUCGGAAGGUAUGGUGGACCCUUGCAAACCAGAACCCACAAUCGUUAUUAUUGGCGCCGGGAUUGCCGGAUUGUCAGCAGCGCACCGUCUAACACAGUGUGGCAUUAGUAACAUUACCGUUUUGGAGGCAAUUGACAGGCCUGGAGGUAGAAUCCAUUCCUGCUGGUUAGGCGAUGUGAUCGCAGAAAUGGGAGCGCAAAACAUCGAGGGAAGCUGCAUAGCCAAUCCAAUAUAUACAUUAGCCUGUCAGGAGGGUUUACUAAAACCGCCAAUUCGUCGAAGUAAUCCAUUGCACAAUCUCUAUUGUACUAGUGAUGGCCGAGCCGUGGACGUGCCGAUUUCGAUUUCCGCCUUUCACACUUUUCAACAGAUUGAACAUGAAGCAAUGCUGUUAUUCAGCAUGAAUACGGGACGCCAACAUGGUUCUUUGAAAAACUUCUUCGCAAUACGCAUACAACAAGAACUGCAACAUUUUCCCGAAGAACAGCGCUAUGACGCCGCUCGAGUUAUGUACGGUUUAACUAAUGUGAUUCGUCAACGUACCGGGGAGGAUUUAAGUCAAGUUAGUGCAGAUAAUUACGGCAGUUUCAUUGUCGUACCCGGUGGUUCCAUACGGGUUCCCUUUGGGUAUGUUGGAAUUCUUGCACCACUGCUACGGGACCUGCCAGAAUGCGCCGUGAAGUAUAAUAAGCCCGUCCAGUGUAUACGUUGGGGUGCGGUUACCCAAAAGGAAGGAAGUUCAAGGGCGGUAGUGCAUUGCUGUGACGGUGAGGAGUAUUGCUGUGACUACGUAAUUAUUACUGUUUCGCUCGGAGUUUUGAAGCAACAUGCUGAUAAACUGUUUUGUCCUACUUUACCGGCGGAGAAAAUGGAAGCAAUACAUAAUUUAGGCUUCGGGCAGCUAAACAAAGUAUUUUUGGACUAUGCCAGACCGUUCUGGGUGUGGUCUGAAGGUGGUCUUAGAUUUGCGUGGUCGGCCGAAGAGUUAGAAUGCAGGAAGGAUUGGACGAAGGGGCUCAGUGUAGUAGAAGAGGUUGAGGGAAGCAAGCACGUACUGUGUGCGAGUGUUUGUGGUCCCGAGGCGAAACAAAUGGAGCAAGCCUCAGAUGAGGAGGUAGCGGCGGGUGUGACUAAGGUGCUAAGGCAGUUUACUGGUGAUGCAUCGCUGCCGUAUCCCAAUACCAUUUUAAGAUCGAAAUGGUCCAAUGACCCAUACUUUUGCGGAGCGUACAGCUUCAUGAGCCUAUCGUCUACUGUGGGCCAUCAAUGUGAUCUUUCUAGCCCUCUGCCGGGACCAUGCGAACCUGUACCUCCCAUAUUACUAUUUGCGGGCGAAGCUACUUGUGCUGGACACUAUUCAACUGUACACGGAGCUAGACUAAGUGGAAUAAGGGAAGCGGAGAGAAUUAUUCAGUUAACAAAGAAGAUUGGGGGACCGCCUCCAAAACGUUAGACAGAAUUUAGAAACAAUGUGCAGUGUUUUCUUAUCACGUAAAUACCAAAUGUAUGCUUGACGUUUUGGUAAAGUAAUAAAAACCGUCUUCCUCGCUUA